Messenger RNA from Diatraea saccharalis (sugarcane borer), 1467 nucleotides. The record is from the annotation of a GenBank genome assembly. NCBI's taxonomy places the organism in Eukaryota, Metazoa, Arthropoda, Insecta, Lepidoptera, Crambidae.
AUGGUACCGCGAUCGUGCUCUGUUAGAACGAGACGUACAUAUUUCUAUGAGACACUUUGUAACGGUGGGCAGAACGCGCCCCCUCCAACUGCGCUCGCGCCUGUUUUGAUACAAUACUCGGGUCAAGGCCGCGUCAACCAGCUCGGAGGUCUUUUCAUCAAUGGACGACCUCUACCAAACCACAUCAGACUGAAAAUUGUGGAAAUGGCCGCUGCAGGAGUAAGACCAUGCGUCAUCUCACGCCAACUACGAGUUUCGCACGGCUGUGUCUCCAAAAUCCUUAACAGAUACCAGGAGACGGGGUCUAUCAGACCCGGUGUGAUCGGGGGUUCGAAACCGAGGGUAGCAACACCAGAAGUGGAGGCGAGAAUUGAAGAGCUCAAGCGACAAAACCCGGGCAUAUUUUCCUGGGAAAUUCGGGAAAAACUAAUUAAGGAAGGCGUGACGGAUCCCCCGAGCAUUUCGUCAAUAUCAAGAUUGCUGCGCGGAGGUUCGAGAGACCCAGAUGGAAAGAAGGAUUACAGCAUCGACGGCAUACUGGGUGGUCGAGGUUCCGACUCAUCCGACAUAGAGUCAGAGCCAGGAUUGACGCUAAAGAGAAAGCAGCGAAGAUCACGGACGACGUUCACGGGGGAACAAUUAGAUGCCUUAGAGAGGGCUUUCCAUAGAACGCAAUACCCAGAUGUCUACACAAGAGAAGAACUGGCGCUACAAACUGGGCUUACUGAGGCUAGAAUACAGGUCUGGUUUUCAAAUCGCCGCGCUCGCCUUCGAAAACAUACAGGGUCUAACCCAAGCCCCAGUCUUGCUGGAUAUUCCACGUUACCAAUGCCCCAAUUACCGUGUCCUUAUCCUUCCAGCGAAAUGCCUACACUUUCGCAACACCCCCAACACGAUGCAUGGCACCACCAAAAGUAUGCAAAUUACAACCAGUUGAUGGCUCAAUCACAACAUUUGAACCAAGCAUUUCAGAAUGCAGCUUUCCCUAGCACAUCAGGAUCAACUUUCAGCCAUCUAGUUUCCGCUAAUGGUACAACAGCAAGCCAACUUUUGGAUGCGGCAGUUCCUAGAAACGAUUAUCCGCGGUACCCAACCAAUGAUAUUUACAAUAAACCUAUAGAUUACAUACCUAAGGAAACUGAAGGGGAUGAAAAAGUUCCUAAUGAUGAGGCUAUAGAACCAAGGGAAAACUCUUUUGUAAAAACAAGUGCUGAUGACUACAACAAGGAGUUACCAAAUAGUGAAUAUCCAAAAGUUCCUACAGAUUAUUCCAAAGUUUCUGUUGAUCCAUCUUCCUCUGCAAAUUGGAGCCCCUCUCACAACUCCUUAAAUAUGAGCCUGUCUGGUCUAUCUAGUGAAUACAAAUACAUGAACGAUCCUUAUUCCUUCCCUAACAUAGCUGAUCCUUUGAACCAACAUAAUUACCCAAAUCCACCACCAAAUGCGGUAAACAAAUAUUGGAUAUGA